AUAUUUGACAUUUCUCAAAUGUCAACUUUGAAAUUUCGCAUUUUUCGCGGUGUUUUGAUAUAAAAAUACAAAAUGCAUUAAAUAUCAAUUUCUUUCUUUCUUUCCUGAAUUAUUUUAAAAUACGAAUAGUGUUGAAAUCGAUUUUUAGAGCAUCAGAGUUGAUGGCAAACAAACCAAGUGUUCUUAUAAAAAGGACAAUGUUUUCAAAUUCCUGUUGUUCCAGACAUAUUUGAUCUUUGGUUCUUAUCCCACUUUAAAGCUUAGUCCUUGUAUAAAAGAAGAAAUUCCACUACCGCUAAAAUGUCAUUAAACCUUCCGCCAGAUAUGUGUCUUCUUGAAUCCCAAGUCGCCGGGCAUACAAUUGAAACUACAUCACAGAAAUAUGGUAUGCUCCGAAACUUGUCUGGUUUAUAUGUCUUCAAACCGCUAUCAAAACCCCUCUAUGCCGAGAGAGAAAUUGCAUUUUAUAAACAAAUCAAAGAAGCACCAUCUGAUGAUGAGCUUCAGCAGUUUGUUCCUCGUUACGAGGGUCAUUAUGAAUUUGAUAUCGAUGGGAGGAAGCAAUUAUUCAUCAAAAUGGAGAAUUUGACAUGUUCCAUGAAGAAACCAUGUGUCAUUGAUAUUAAAAUCGGCCGAAGAACUUGGGAUCCACUUGCCACUGCCAAUAAGAUCACAAUGGAGGAACUCAAGUAUGCCGCUUGUAAGAAUACCAUUGGCCUAUGUAUUCCCGGAUUUCAAAUUUACAACUCUGCUGAUAGCGAAUGUAUGAAAUAUGGAAAAGAAUUUGGCAAGAAUUUAAAUCCGAAAAGUUUUGCCGACACUUUGAAGAUGUUCCUAAAUGCUCAAAAUAUAUGUUAUAAGCCUUUAAUCAAAACCAUUCUUAAUCAAUUGUAUGGAUUGCAAAAAUGGUUCACUGCUCAAAGAGAGGUAAAUUUUUAUUCCAGUUCAAUUUUAAUAGCAUACGAUUAUGAAGCAUUAAAAUUGAAAUUAGAAGAAGAUUUGUGUGCUUCAACUACCACAAAUGGUGCCGCUGGUCAAAGAAAAAAACCAAAAAUAGACUCAGAUUUGAAUUCAUGGAUUAAAGUGAAAAUUAUAGAUUUUGCACAUGUUUUUGAGUCAGAAAAGAAGACAUGUGAUGCAAAUUAUUUAUUUGGAUUGCAAAAUCUCAUUUAUAUGCUACAAGAUAUAUUAAUUAGUAAUUGGUAGAUUGGUAGAUUUAAGCAUUCCUACUUAUGUAUUUGAUAAUAAAAUUAUGUUCUUAUUGAA
This is a messenger RNA of Episyrphus balteatus (marmalade hoverfly), 1266 nucleotides long. It is a transcript of the gene Ipk2, whose product is annotated as inositol polyphosphate multikinase. Lineage: Eukaryota; Metazoa; Arthropoda; Insecta; Diptera; Syrphidae. The transcript has 3 exons. The record is from RefSeq and is a predicted model, not a curated record. Gene Ontology annotation, biological process: inositol phosphate biosynthetic process. Gene Ontology annotation, molecular function: inositol tetrakisphosphate kinase activity; inositol-1,4,5-trisphosphate 3-kinase activity. Bases 301 to 1206 code for a protein of 301 amino acids. Gene Ontology annotation, cellular component: cytoplasm; nucleus.